Molecule: messenger RNA, 1186 nt
Organism: Pararge aegeria (speckled wood butterfly)
Lineage: Eukaryota; Metazoa; Arthropoda; Insecta; Lepidoptera; Nymphalidae
Gene: daw
Product: inhibin beta B chain
Exons: 5
Coding region: 57-1124 (355 amino acids)
Biological process (GO): SMAD protein signal transduction; BMP signaling pathway
Cellular component (GO): extracellular region
Molecular function (GO): cytokine activity; growth factor activity
Source: RefSeq, a predicted model, not a curated record
UGUGACUCCGGCCUACUCUCCUACUUCAUCUGCGUACGUCGAAGGAACCUGCCGCGAUGAUGAUACGUGUGUUUUACGUGCUCCUCGUCAUAAACCUCCCCAGCCUGGGGGGCAUCGCUGCCAGCGCGAACUGUGUGAGCGCGGAACUCAGUGUGAGAGAACUAAACGAUGUGAGGAUAGAGUUCGUGAAACAGCAGAUUCUGAGGAAGUUGCGGCUGACCAGGAAGCCAUCCGUGGCUGUGCCGGUCAACAGCCUGCCUAUGCCAGUGGCUCAGGGCCAGACCUUGAGCCAGGGGACCGACAAACCGCCCGAGUUCGAUGAAUACUACGGCCGGACUGAGCAGAAGAUCAUAUUUCCGGUUGAAGGAGAAUGCCUGACAUCGGGAAGGUAUCCUUUCACGUGCCUCCAGUUCGAGCUGCCUCCAGACGUAGAACCUGAAGAAGUCACGGUUGUGGAGCUCUGGUUCUUUAAGGAGCGCGACCCUCUCGACGAGUACAACCAAACGUUCGUGAUCUCGGAGGCGGCGCACUGGGACCGGCAGCAGCAGUUCAAGAAGACCAAGCCCAUCGCCAUCAAGGAGACGGACACCGGGGAGGGCUGGGUGCGCGUGGAGCUGGCGUGGGCGGUGCGCGUGUGGCUGGAGGGGCGGGAGCGAUUGCACACGCUGCAUGUGGCGUGCCGGACAUGUCAGCUUCGCCGAGCCCCGCUCUCCUUCCACGAGAAGCACCGCCCGUUCCUCGUGCUGUACACAAAGUACGCGGGCAAGCGCCGUCGAGGCCGAACCCUGGAAUGCAGCGCCACAACCAACGAAUGCUGUCGGGAGCCUCUGUACGUCAGCUUCAGGGACCUGGGCUGGGACGACUGGAUCAUCAGGCCUUCGGGCUAUCACGCCUACUUCUGCAAGGGCAGUUGUGCGCCGAUAUCGGCGGUCUCGCAGGCGGACAGCUACCAUCAUAAUAUUAUAAGAAAAUACUUCUACACAGUGGAGAGGCGGGCGGAGUUCAAGCCGUGCUGUGCUCCCACCACCUUCAGCUCGCUCCAACUGCUAUAUAUGGACUCUAACAACACGGUUACGCAAAAAACUCUGCCCAACAUGGUGGUGGAGUCUUGUGGGUGCAUGUGAGAGUGCAAUAAUCUGACUAGAAUGUGACUUAAGUUAUUACAAGCUGUUGCAUUAUUUUAACG